AUGCAUUUCCUUCUCACCUCCACCAUCCAAACCCACUGUCUGUGGGAGGGAGCCCACACACACGGGAGAUCUAGGCACAGAAGGAAAGCCGCCUACGAAGCUUCCGGCGAACGAAGCUCCACUCGCGACGCCCACGCCGCUUUGAAGUCUACCGACGUUGUUACUUGUAAGCCCUCGCCCAUUUCGUUACUGCGUAUGCGCUUUCGUUUUGCUUGUGGUGGCCUUCACUGGCUAAUCUAUUUUGGAAUUGUUGUUAGAAUACUAGCUAAUUGGAAAUCUGCUGCUCGGUCAAAAGAAAGGAAGUCACGCCAUACAAAAGAACUUGAGCUGUUCAGAUCCUUCAAACUGAGGCAACAACACGUUCUUCCCAACUCACAUUGA
This is a messenger RNA of Sphenostylis stenocarpa, 381 nucleotides long. NCBI's taxonomy places the organism in Eukaryota, Viridiplantae, Streptophyta, Magnoliopsida, Fabales, Fabaceae. The record is from the annotation of a GenBank genome assembly.